This is a messenger RNA of Chaetomium globosum CBS 148.51, 495 nucleotides long. RefSeq lists its product as uncharacterized. The transcript has 5 exons. Gene Ontology annotation, biological process: proton motive force-driven ATP synthesis. Gene Ontology annotation, molecular function: proton-transporting ATP synthase activity, rotational mechanism. The coding region runs from base 1 to 495 and encodes 164 amino acids. The record is from RefSeq and is a predicted model, not a curated record. Lineage: Eukaryota; Fungi; Ascomycota; Sordariomycetes; Sordariales; Chaetomiaceae.
AUGAACUCCCUCCGCAUUGCUCGUGCGGCUCUCCGGGCGCGCCCCGCCGCCAUUCGCGCUCCCCUGCAGCGCAGAGGUUAUGCUGAGGCCGUCUCGGACAAGAUCAAGCUCAGCUUGUCGCUACCCCACCAGUCCAUCUACAAGUCCCAGGAUGCCGUCCAGGUCAACAUCCCCGCCGAGUCCGGUGAGAUGGGUGUCCUCGCCAACCACGUCCCGUCGAUUGAGCAGCUGAAGGCCGGUAUCGUUGAGGUCAUCGAGGAGAGCGGCAGCAAGCGUUUCUUCCUUUCCGGUGGUUUCGCCGUCGUCCAGCCCAACUCGGCCCUGAGCAUCAACGCCGUCGAGGGGUUCCCGCUGGAGGACUUCAGCGCCGACGCUGUCCGUGCCCAGAUUUCCGAGGCGCAAAAGGUUGCGAAUGGCAGCGGCAGUGAGCAAGAUAUUGCUGAGGCGAAGAUUGAGCUGGAGGUCCUCGAGAGUCUCCAGGCUCACCUGAAGUAG